Messenger RNA from Dendroctonus ponderosae (mountain pine beetle), 1317 nucleotides. RefSeq lists its product as uncharacterized. The record is from RefSeq and is a predicted model, not a curated record. Gene Ontology annotation, cellular component: plasma membrane. The coding region runs from base 8 to 1177 and encodes 389 amino acids. Gene Ontology annotation, biological process: detection of chemical stimulus involved in sensory perception of smell; sensory perception of smell. The transcript is spliced from 7 exons. Lineage: Eukaryota; Metazoa; Arthropoda; Insecta; Coleoptera; Curculionidae. Gene Ontology annotation, molecular function: odorant binding; olfactory receptor activity.
CGUUCACAUGAAAUUUGUCAGAAGAACCAUGUUGCUUCUAGGGAUUUGGCCUAUUAAAGCCCAAGGCUUUACAAAGAGAUUUUACGAAACAUAUUUCUGGAUCACUUUCGCUUAUUACAUUGCUUUCAACAUCAGCGGCCUGACCAUGGCAAUGCUAACCUGGAGCCACAAUUACUUAAUAACAGCCAAUAGUAUGGCAAUUGUAAUUGAAUACGUCAGCAAUGCUUACAAGGUUUUGCUGCUCAAAUCGCAAACUUUCAAGGAUUUACUGCACGAAAUAGCCGAUUCAGAGCGAAACAUUUUCGACAGUAAUGAUCGAGAUUUUACGGACAUUUACGCAAAAAAUACAGAAAAAAACCGCAAAAUCGUUUUGUUUUACACCAUUAUGGGCACUACAGGAAUUAGCCUAUAUUUUAUCACUCCUCUAGUGAGCAACGCUGUAACUCCCUUGGGCUUUAAUAACGAUACGGGAGUUGUAAACCAUCACUUCAUAAUAUUUUCAUGGUUUCCCUUUGAUCCAGAUCGUCACUAUUCAGCAGCCUAUUUAAUACAAUUUACUGGGUGUUUGUUUGGGUAUUCAUAUAUAGUGCAUUGUGGAGCUUUUUAUUUGAGCAUUCUAACCUUUAUAGCCGCUAAAUUGAAAAUCCUACAACACCUUUUCGUACACUUUUCGAAAUACAGCAGGCAAAUGGAAAACGCUUAUGAACUUAAUGAAGAACAAGCUCAGUUUGUUUUACUGAGACUUCUGAUACAGGAACACUCAAAGAUAAUAGAUUUCGUCAAAAGAACCAACAACUGCAUCAAGUUGUACACCUUGAUAAAUUUCUUGGUAUCUUCGUUUCAACUGUCGCUAGUAGCUUACCAAAUAUUUAAGUUGCCUCCAUUACAACAAGUAACAGUAUUCAGCUACUUCAUCACUUUAAUCACGCAACUAAUUUUGAACUAUCAAGCUGCACACGCAAUUUCCAUUGAGAGUCAAAAUCUUGCCGGAAGCAUAUUCAAAGGCGACUGGCACUCAUACUCUCCAAAAAUCCUGAGAAUUCUACAAUUGGUCUGCAUGAGAGCUCAGAAGCCUUUAGCCAUGACCCUGCACUCAUUCGCAAAUGUGCAAGUAAAUCUACUAAUCAAGAUAUUCAAAGCUCUGUACUCCUAUAUCUGCCUUAUUUUGAAAACUUAAGCGAUGCUCACGAAGAAACCAAAAUUGAAAUUUCACCAUUACAUUGAGAAACCGAUAGGACACUUAGAGGAAGCUUUUGCUGUGUUUUUCAACAAAUUAAGCUAAUAGAUGUGCAAAUUAAUCAUAAAUAAUCAUUUAUU